This is a messenger RNA of Hippoglossus stenolepis (Pacific halibut), 1653 nucleotides long. RefSeq lists its product as uncharacterized. The record is from RefSeq and is a predicted model, not a curated record. Gene Ontology annotation, cellular component: cytoplasm. Lineage: Eukaryota; Metazoa; Chordata; Actinopteri; Pleuronectiformes; Pleuronectidae. The annotation marks the transcript as partial. Gene Ontology annotation, biological process: N-acylphosphatidylethanolamine metabolic process. The transcript has 7 exons. Gene Ontology annotation, molecular function: glycerophospholipid phospholipase A1 activity; A2-type glycerophospholipase activity.
UUUAAAGGAAAUAAAGGAGACCUGAUCGAGAUCUUCCGUGAUGGACCCUAUCAGCACUGGGCCGUCUACAUCGGAAAGAAUGAAGUGGUUCAUUUCACUACAGACGGUGGUCAGUCAUCUGGCUCGUUGGAGCUUCUGAGCAGCAAUGGAAAGGUGAAGAUUGAGAAGUUCGCCGAUGUGGUCGGCAAUGACAGUUACAAAGUCAACAAUCUGCUGGAUGACACGUACAAGGCUCGUAUGCCUAUGACCAUAGUGAAGGAGGCACGUGCGAUGGUGGACAGCGAGCGAUCAUACAACGUUGCCACUUACAACUGUGAGCACUUUGCUACCGAGAUGCGAUACGGCGAGGUUAAAGCAAAACCAGGAGACCUGAUCGAGAUCUUCCGUUGGGGCUAUCAGCACUGGGCCGUCUACAUCGGAGAGAAUGAAGUGGUUCAUUUAGUUAACGAGGGUGGUCAGUCAUCUGGCUCGUCGGCAAAUCCGAGCAGCAGCACCGGAAAGGUGAAGCGUGAGAAGCUCGCCAAAGUGGUCGGCAAUCACCGUUACCAGGUCAACAAUCUGCUGGAUGACAUGUACAAGGCUCGUAUGCCUAUGACCAUAGUGAAGGAGGCCUGUGAGAUGGUGGGCAGCGAGCUACAGUACAAUGUUGCCACUUACAACUGUGAGCACUUUGCUACCGAGAUGCGAUACGACAAGGCAGAGUCUCGGCAGUUUAAAGGAAAACCAGGAGACCUGAUCAAGAUCUUCCGUGAUGGACCCUAUCAGCAGUGGGCCGUCUACAUCGGAGAGAAUGAAGUGGUUCAUUUCACUACAGACGGUGGUGACUCAUCUGGCUCGUCUGAGCUUCUGAGCAGCAGCACCGGAAAGGUGAAGCGUGAGAAGCUCACCGAUGUGGUCGGCAAUCACCGUCACCAGGUCAACAAUCUUCUCGAUGACAUAUACGAGGCUCGUGAGCCUUCCAUCAUAGUGGAGGAGGCCCGUGCGAUGGAGGACAGCGAGUACACAGUUGACACUUACAACUGUGCGCACUUUGCUAUCGAGAUGCGAUACGGCAAGGCAGAGUCUCUGCAGGUUAUUAAAGCUUUGAUCGCAGGCUUCUCAGCCUUGGCCAUCUAAGUCUCCUCAUACGUAUCCAAGUAGUUGGGGCAUUUGCUUUCUGUAGAUCUCUGUUUCACAGUCGUUCCAGCAGUUAAGAGGAAGAGGAAGACAACAAGAACAAAACAAGAACAAAUCCCAAACACUGGCAACAAUGAAUGUUGGCAUGUAGCUGACAGUGAUUAUGAUUUAAACUUUUUAAAUAAACGAUCUCACUUGUGCAAUCUGGAGAGAAAAAGGUUGUUGUUCAACACAGUUAAAAGACUUGACCUUGAAUCAGAUAUGACAAUAAGGCAUUAAAUCAUCUGGAUGAUCAGACUAAAGACACAUCUCUUCAGACUUCACCUUGGAUAAAAGAUAAAAUAUAUACUUCUAUAUCUGUUUAGUAGCACCUAUAUAUAUCUAGUAGCACUUAUAUAACACUUACAUAUAGCACUUUGUAGUUUGGCUUUCUUGAAGCAAAUUGUACUUGAUUCUUGUUGUUCUGGGUUUGUUCUCUCAUGGUUGAUGCUCUUAUUGUCACUUUGGAUAAAAGCCUCAGCUAAUUGAAAUGUGAUG